GUGAGUCACGGAGGCCCCCAGGCGCCUGGGCGAAGGAGCUCUCGUCUGGGAGGAGACACUAGAAACUCCCAGGCGGGUCCGUUUGCUUUUCUUCUUCUCUGUCCUUCUACGGAGAGAGGGAGGGAGCACUGAGUAAAAGCCUGGGGCAAAGUCUCAUUUAGAGAAACCAGAGGAGGCCGAGAGCCUCAGAUUUAGGAGAGUUAAAGAUUUAAGGCCUCAGAAGCAGAAAGAAACGAACUCUGAGGUGCAAAGACAGAAUGAGGGACUCAGGCACAGUAGACAAGACAGAAAGAGCCAUGAUGGACCGGGAGAUGUGAGGGUACAAAUGAUGGCACAUAAAAGGAGACAGAAGCAAAGGCCCAACGAAAGACAUGGAAAGACCAGGGAAAGAUGGAGGCAAAAAUUAAUUCCGAGACUAAGAGACCAGGAGACAUUUACAAAGUUUCAAUCAAAAGUAGUAGUCACUAGGAUAGACAGAAGACUGACACAGGAAGGCAAAAACAAAUAGACUUGGAAAUAAACAUAGGGAGACAGACUCUGAAACUUAGUAGAUAGAGAGACUCAAGAGUAGAGACAGACUUGGAAAUAGACGAAGGGAAACAGAUAAGAGACUUAGAAAUAAAAAUACUCAGAGACCCAAAGAUAAACAUUGACAAGAAAUAGACACAUAAGUAUAUGAUCACAGUUUCAGAGGCAGAAGGGAUGAGGAAACAUCUACAAUACUUGCUCAAGGUCACACAUAAAAAAUGGCAAAAUCAGGACUCAAAUUCAGGUCUUUCGACACAAAUCCAGACCUCUUUUGAAUGUACCAGGACAGAAAGAAACUUGAGACCGAUUUGGUGAGGCAGCGAAACAAGCAGAUUCCAAAUUAUUCAAUCUUGAUUUUGGAAAGAACUUCAAAGGUCAUCUAAGCCCAACUUCCCAAUGUAGGAAUCUCCUCUGGUUGCAUCACCAAGACAGGUGUUCAGUAAGCCUAUAUUUGAACUUAAACAUUGGGAGAAGGAAAAAGAGAUACUGGGCAAACUUCAGAUGGACAUAGAUACUAAGGGACAGAGAGACAGAGGAAGCCAGGAACAGAUUCGGGCAGAGAAAGACAUUCAGAAACAGACUUAACUAAGAAGAAACUAAUAGAAAAGAAAAAAAAAAUAGAGCAGAAAGAGACUAACAGAGAGACACAGACAAGGACCCAGAGACGAGAUUCCAAUGGAGAUACAAGGAGACAGACGAAAAUAGAGAGGAAAAAAGACAGAGGCUGAUCAAGAAAGAGACAGGAAGAUUGAGGCCCACAAAGGUCUGUGUUUAAGUUUGCACACUGUGUAGGAGGUACAGGGUUCCUUUCCUUUGAGAACUGAUCCUUGAGGGAGGAGAGAUCAUCAGCUUUAAGAAACCUAAGAAGAUAGACCUUUUGAACUCCAGUGGUUGGUAGAAACCUAUAUUCAUACUGAGGCCCUUGGGCCAAAUCCUGAUCCCUCCCAAUUUCCCCUUAAGACCCACUGCCGACGUGCCUCUUUACCAGGAGGUAUGUGGAUGAGUGUAACUUCCCCUCCCCCAAGACCCCUCAGCAGUCUGUGCAUGAAGGGGUAGAGGCUCAUGUUACCCAUUUGCCCUUUUCUAAAGGUUCAUCUUUAACCUUUGCUGCUGGAAAUUCAACCCAGGCAAUGGUCCACAGCCAUGGCAAUGCAGAAGAUUUUUGCAAGAGAAAUCCUAGAUUCUAGGGGGAACCCCACAGUGGAGGUGGAUCUAUACACAGCCAAAGGCCGAUUCAGAGCUGCUGUACCCAGUGGGGCCUCCACUGGGAUUUAUGAAGCUCUGGAGCUGAGAGAUGGAGAUAAAAGCAGAUACCUGGGGAAAGGGGUGCUGAAGGCUGUGGAACACAUCAAUAAGACUUUGGCCCCUGCUUUACUGGAGAAGAAAUUGAGUGUUGUGGAUCAAGAAAAAGUUGAUAAAUUCAUGAUUGAACUUGAUGGGACAGAGAACAAAUCCAAGUUUGGGGCCAAUGCCAUCCUGGGUGUGUCUCUGGCUGUAUGUAAGGCAGGAGCAGCAGAGAAGGGAGUACCCCUCUACAGACACAUCGCGGAUCUUGCUGGGAAUCCAGACCUUGUGCUGCCAGUACCGGCCUUCAAUGUAAUCAAUGGGGGAUCCCAUGCUGGAAACAAAUUGGCCAUGCAGGAGUUCAUGAUCCUGCCCGUGGGGGCUUCAUCGUUCAGAGAGGCGAUGCGUAUUGGGGCUGAAGUCUACCACCAUCUAAAGGGUGUCAUCAAGGCUAAGUACGGGAAGGAUGCCACAAAUGUAGGCGAUGAGGGUGGGUUUGCCCCCAACAUCUUGGAGAACAAUGAAGCCUUGGAGUUGCUGAAAACAGCCAUCCAGGCAGCUGGUUACCCAGACAAGGUGGUGAUUGGCAUGGAUGUUGCUGCCUCUGAGUUCUAUAGAAGUGGGAAAUAUGAUCUUGACUUCAAAUCCCCUGAUGAUCCUGCCCGGUACAUCUCUGGGGAGAAGCUCGGGGAGCUAUAUAAGAGCUUCAUCAAGAACUACCCUGUGGUUUCCAUUGAGGACCCCUUUGACCAGGAUGACUGGGCCACAUGGACUUCAUUUCUUUCUGGAGUUAACAUCCAGAUUGUGGGUGAUGACCUCACUGUCACCAACCCCAAGCGCAUUGCCCAAGCUGUAGAAAAGCGAGCCUGUAACUGCCUCUUACUGAAAGUCAACCAGAUUGGCUCUGUCACCGAAUCCAUCCAGGCUUGCAAACUGGCACAGACUAAUGGCUGGGGAGUGAUGGUUAGCCACCGAUCUGGAGAAACAGAAGACACCUUCAUAGCUGAUUUGGUGGUGGGACUCUGCACUGGCCAGAUCAAGACCGGGGCCCCUUGUCGUUCUGAACGGCUGGCCAAAUACAAUCAGCUCAUGAGGAUUGAGGAGGCUCUUGGAGACAAGGCUGUCUUUGCUGGGCGGAAGUUCCGUAACCCCAAGGCCAAGUAAAUGGAGGGCACCAUGUCCUAGAUCAACAGAGGCAUCUGAGUUCAUCACUGUCUCUACCACUCCUCUCAAUAAAGCACUUUGGACAGCAAGAAUGACUAGGGCAUCAUGGUUUGGGAUCAGAAAAGGACAUCUUAGCCUCAGGGAGAGGACAGGAGAAAGGGACAUCCGUGUUGAAAAGGGAAUAGCAGCACCGUGGAAUAAAAACACCACAGACUUGUAGGCAGCAGACUUGAGGGUGAAGGUCUAUAUGACCUUCCCCUUUUUCAGUCUGUUUCCUCAUUUAUAAAAUGGAGGUAAUAAUAUUUGUACCAUCUACCUUCUGGGGCUGUUGUGAAAAUCA
Vombatus ursinus (common wombat) is the source of this 3316-nucleotide messenger RNA. It is a transcript of the gene ENO3, whose product is annotated as enolase 3. The coding region runs from base 1672 to 2976 and encodes 434 amino acids. Gene Ontology annotation, molecular function: magnesium ion binding; phosphopyruvate hydratase activity. Gene Ontology annotation, biological process: glycolytic process. NCBI's taxonomy places the organism in Eukaryota, Metazoa, Chordata, Mammalia, Diprotodontia, Vombatidae. Gene Ontology annotation, cellular component: phosphopyruvate hydratase complex. The transcript has 12 exons. The record is from RefSeq and is a predicted model, not a curated record.